CUAUUUUCUGCCGUGUCAAUGCAAUGUCAAGCGUUCGUAUGAAUUUUGUUCGAAUUAUUAAAAUUCUUGAAUGUUUUUUAAAUAAUCAGACUUUGAAAUAUUAGAAGACGUUUAUUGCUUGAAUACUUCAGACAGUAUUAACUUAAACUGUUUUUCAAUUACACGAUGGAAGUCGAUGACUUUGACGAUAUCCGCAGCAACGAAGAAUUUGGACAUCGCUUGAAGGAAUUGACGGAUGAAGAAAAGCAACGUCUUGAAAGUCAAAACUCCAGGCUGAUACCUGACGCAAAAGCUGCAAAAUUAGAACGUGAAGCGAAACGUAACUGGGACAUUUUUUACAAACGUAACGAAACAAAAUUCUUCCGUGACCGGCAUUGGACAACACGUGAGUUUCAGGAGCUUAUCAAUUUUGAUCCGGAGCAAAAGGUCGUGUUUUUAGAGCUCGGUUGUGGCGUUGGAAACAUGGUAUUCCCUUUGGUGCAAGAAGGAUUUUCCAAUUUCCAUUUCUACGCAUGUGAUUUUUCCCCACGUGCUGUAGAAUUCGUGAAAACCAACCCUCUUUAUAACACAGAUAGAAUGAAAGCAUUUUGCGCUGAUUUGACUACUGACGAUAUAUUUGACAACAUAAGCGAAGGCAGCGUGAACAUCGCGAGCCUUAUUUUUGUGCUUUCUUCUAUUCAUCCCAACUCAUGGCCUAAGGUGGCAGAAAUAGCGUUCAAAGCCCUUCUCCCUGGCGGUGUCCUAUUAUUCCGAGACUACGGACGCUACGAUAUGGCUCAACUGCGAUUUAAACCAGGGCAUAAAAUUGCUGACAAUUUCUACAUGCGUCAAGAUGGAACUAGAAGCUAUUACUUUACAGUAGAAGAAUUGGCAAAGCUGUUCGGAGAAGCUGGAUUUGAAAUUCUUAUGAAUACAUAUGUACAGCGUCGUACUGUUAAUUUCAAAGAAGGAAUUGAUGUUCCCCGAGUCUUUGUUCAGGGGAAAUAUAAAAAGCCCAAUUUCAAUGGUUGAAGAUGAAUCC
This is a messenger RNA of Chilo suppressalis (striped riceborer), 1021 nucleotides long. The record is from the annotation of a GenBank genome assembly. Lineage: Eukaryota; Metazoa; Arthropoda; Insecta; Lepidoptera; Crambidae.